Diatraea saccharalis (sugarcane borer) is the source of this 1323-nucleotide messenger RNA. NCBI's taxonomy places the organism in Eukaryota, Metazoa, Arthropoda, Insecta, Lepidoptera, Crambidae. The record is from the annotation of a GenBank genome assembly.
AUGGAUAGAUUGACAUUGAUUAAUUUGCCAUUCAAAUAUCAUCUUAUUGCAGGAGUAGUCAUAAGACUUAUUCUCAUUGUUUAUGGGGAUAUCCAUGAUAGAACUUACAAUGUGCCAUACACGGAUAUAGAUUACACAGUUUUUACUGACGCAGCUAGAUAUAUUAUCGCUGGCGAGUCUCCUUAUAACCGACCCACGUUCCGGUAUAGUCCUAUCAUAGCUUAUCUCAUGAUUCCGAAUAUAUUUCUCGGUAGAAAUUUUGGGAAAAUUCUGUUUUCAAUCUUCGAUAUCCUAGUCGCUGUAGCAGUCAAAGUGCUAGUUGAACAUCAGUUGAAAACAACAGCAGAUAAUCGAGCGUCCAAAGUUGCAAUUUACUGUGCUCUGUUUUGGCUCUACAAUCCCUUAAGCAUUUGUAUCUCGACGAGAGGAAACGCAGACUCCGUUCCAUGCUUCUUUAUAAUAUUAUCCAUACUCUAUUUACAAACAAAUUUGGUCAAGGGACUGUGCAAAUAUGCGCUUGCCGGAUUCCUACUAGGUAUUUCUAUACAUUUACGUCUAUAUCCUCUAGCGUUCAGUUUUCCAAUGUACCUUUCACUCGGCGAAUAUAAGAUCAACCGAAGAACAAAUAUUAUUGGUGGCAUAUUGUCGUUGUUUCCAAACAAAGAGCAAAUUAUAUUGGCAUCUAGUUGCAUCUCCACCCUCUUUCUGCUUACGGUCAGCAUGUACUCGUUGUAUGGCUACGAAUUUCUAUUCGAGACAUACAUAUAUCAUUUAUUUAGGAAAGAUACUAGGCACAAUUUCUCUGUACUGUUUUACUACUCUUACUUGACGAUGGAGCAUCUAUCUUUCGAUAUUGUGAAGACCAUCUCUCUAGCUUUCGAAAUUAUUAUUUUGUUCAUAUUAAGCUUGACAUUCGGUUGUGACCGAAAGACGUUAUGCUUCGCCUUGUUUUCGCAGGCUGUAGUUUUGGUUGCCUUCAACAGCGUGAUGACGUCACAAUAUUUUAUUUGGUUUUUAUCUCUAUUGCCAUUGGUCGUUCACAAUUUCCAGCUGAUACCAGCAGCGAAGGCGUUGAUCCUUAUAAUCAUGUGGGUAUCGGCACAAUGCUCGUGGCUAUUUUACGCGUACCUCUUGGAGUUCAAUUGCAGAGAGGUUUUCAUACUUAUAUGGUUGAUGAGUGUCGUUUUCUUCUACACAAACAUAAUCAUAUUGAGUGAAUUAAUCAGUAGUUACACUCCCGGUUACGGAUUUGGAAUGAUCAACUCUAUUAGUAAUAAUAAAAAGUCUAAAGUAGAAAUAUUACCGCCAUUAGAUGUAGAAUGA